This is a messenger RNA of Capronia coronata CBS 617.96, 2091 nucleotides long. RefSeq lists its product as uncharacterized. The transcript is spliced from 3 exons. Bases 1 to 2091 code for a protein of 696 amino acids. The record is from RefSeq and is a predicted model, not a curated record. Lineage: Eukaryota; Fungi; Ascomycota; Eurotiomycetes; Chaetothyriales; Herpotrichiellaceae.
AUGGGUGAGGGCACCACGUUGAGAAGGACGCCUACAGACACCUCAAACCCGAAUGUUUUCAGUGACGAUUAUGCUCUUGAUCCUUUCGAAGCCAUCAGCGAUCUCAGCCCCAUAGGCUCUCUCGACAGUCGACCCGAAGAUCUGACACUUGGGGGCGGUGACAAUACACAAAGUGUUCCGCAAGAGUAUGUACCGCCUGGACUUCCUGGGAAGACUACACCUCUCAAUGGUCCAGCCGCGGGAAAAAGGGCCGUCCACACCGAUGUAGCCGCCGAUCCUCAUCGAACCUCAUCUCUUGCUUCCCGGUCAAUGACGGAUAUCCAAAGAACGCUGAGCACAUCCUCUCGGUUCUCCAUGCCCAGGGCUCCGAGUCCUUACCAUGGGCCCACUGCACCAAGUCAGCCAUAUGGGCUGUACCCUCAGGUCAUCCGUGCCUCGAGUAUUGCCAGCGAAUCUACGAUCAGACUCACCGAACGACCAUUUAUCGCUCAAGGCGGUCCUGAACAUCCUUACGGGAUGUUUCCUCAAAACACUGUUCCAGAAGAUGACGAUGAUGCAGAAGUGCCCCUGGGUCUGGGCUUCCCCGGCCUCAUCCAGGCGUUCCACCCAGGGACGUCUUCUCCGGGAAAUGACAUGGGCGACAUCGUCGGCACUGACGGGCACAUUGAGCAACUGCCUCCCUACAGUCGAUAUGCGGAUAAUGUUGUUGCCAAGGGAGACAUGGCCAGAAUUGACACGCAUACUACUAAUUCUCUGCCCACAGAAUCCCCACUAGAACCUCCUGUCCAGCCUAGUGCAUCUUCCGCCUCUGAUGUGGAGUUGACCGCUGCGCGCUCUGAACCGCCGACAGUAGAAACAGAAGUUGCGAGAAAAGAAGGAUUGUCCGAAAACAGGAGGAGGAGAAGAACAUGCUGCGGAAUGCCGUUAUGGACCGUGAUCACCAUAGUCGCGGUUAUCGUAUUGGCGGCCGUGCUGGGUGGUGUCAUUGGCGGAGUUGUUGGGACUCGAAAGGGAGCACACCAGGCUUCCUCAUCAAGUGCAACGACCACAGUUUGGCUCGAUGCCGACCCAGCCGAGACGGGGCCUUCCACUCCUCCGUGCCCUACCGGCCAUUAUUCCAUCCCUCUGAACCAGACACAGGAGAUCAGUAGUUGUGUCAUUGACGGCGCCUUCUCUGAAGUCUGGAGCUGUAUGGAUUUUGCCAGACUAGGCAUCAACAUCUUCGAGAGCAGCGAUGGAGGCCCACCGUUGUCGGUGGUGUUUGACGACUACUCCGUAAUGCCUCAACUUUUCAGAUACGGGCCACAGCCUCCCGACUUCAACGGUACCUCUUUCGACCUCUCCCCUUUUAAAGACAAAGACGACGACGAACUUGGCGUCGCCCUCUUUUUCAGUGUUUUAUUUGACAAGCUUAGUAUUUUACCUUCUGAUGCUCUUCCUCCUCCAGCUCCCAGCAAGCGAUCUAUUGCUGCGUCACAGCUGGCACGUAGAGACGCGGGCGAGACCGGAGGCUUCCUGAAUGUCGGCGACCAGCCUUGGUAUUGCUUCUGGAACUCCACCAUCAACGAGUUCUGGGUGUUUCUGGGUCAAGAUAUGGACGGGAAUGCCACGUCUUCCAACAGUACUUCCAGCAUCACUUCCGUCGCCAGUACAAGCACUGCAGCUCCCUCUCAUGGGACUUCGGCUGCCUCACCCACCCGUUUGACCGAGGCUACGAGCAGUCAGGGUCCCUUCCCAACCACACCAUAUCCGAGCGAACCAACAGGAGGAGCAUCCUGGACUGGCACAAAACCGGCGAGACUACGUCGCGCGGCUACGACGAAUGCCGGCGCGUACGAGUUCCCCAAGCUGGUGAAGAUGGUGGAGAAGCGUAAGCCUGACAACAACGUGCAACCAUAUUGUCAGCAGAUGCAAGUGCUCAACAACUGGCAAAUCGUGCCGAUCCCCACUGUACCGACCAUUGCCAUUGAAGAAAGCGACUACGGUCCUGCAUCCGCCACGGCUGGAAGCAAGAUGGCGAUGCGCCGCCAAGCGGGAGAUACAAUUCAACAGCUCGGGUCGAAUUGCAUUUGUGAGUGGUUCAGUGAUUGA